This is a messenger RNA of Alligator sinensis (Chinese alligator), 2062 nucleotides long. RefSeq names its product neutrophil cytosolic factor 4 (gene NCF4). The coding region runs from base 215 to 1270 and encodes 351 amino acids. Gene Ontology annotation, cellular component: NADPH oxidase complex. Lineage: Eukaryota; Metazoa; Chordata; Crocodylia; Alligatoridae. Gene Ontology annotation, biological process: superoxide anion generation; phagocytosis; respiratory burst. The transcript has 10 exons. Gene Ontology annotation, molecular function: phosphatidylinositol binding; superoxide-generating NADPH oxidase activator activity; protein binding. The record is from RefSeq and is a predicted model, not a curated record.
UUCAGUAGGAACACUUGACCCUGAUCUCUGCACCAAGCGGGAUCCUGGCCACAGGCAGGCCUGAGCCAAAGUGAAAGAUGCUCACCAUCGACACAGGAUGACCAGGAGGUGAAGCUGCUCUCUUGUGGGCAGCCACCAACCCUGCCACUACCCUUUCCUGGCAGAUGCUGUCACUAUAGCUGCAUUCAAGUAUUCAAGCCUGCAUUGAGGACGGAUGGUGCAGGGCUCUGUACCUAUUCAAAGUGAUUUUGACCAGCUUCCAGAUGAAGUGCCUGUUGCAGCAAACAUUGCAGACAUUGAAGAGAAGAGAGGUUUUUCCAGUUACUAUAUGUUUGUCAUUGAGGUGAAGACAAAAGGAGGGGGCAGGUACCUGAUCUGCCGUCGCUAUCGCCAGUUUUUUGCCCUCCAUGCCAAGCUAGAGGAGAAAUAUGGGGCAGAGAGCAAAAAAGGCAGCCUUAGCUGCACUCUUCCCAUACUGCCAGGAAAAGUUUAUGUUGGAGCAAAAAGGGAGAUUGCAGAGAGCAGGAUCCCCAUUCUCAAUGCCUACAUGAAGAAGCUUCUCAGCCUGCCCAUCUGGGUGGUGUUGGGUGAAGAGGUACGGCUGUUUUUCUACCAGUCAACCUUUGACUGUGAACAGAUGCCUCAGAGGCUGCGAAGACUCCGCCCGCGCACUCGCAGAGUCAAAAGCAUUUUACCACAAGUGCCUACCUUCGACCGCAUGGCUGCCCCACGGGCUGAGGCACUGUUUGAUUUCUCGGCAACCAAUACAUUGGAGCUGAAUUUUAAGAAGGGUGAUUUGAUCUAUCUUCUCAGCAGGAUCAACAAAGACUGGCUGGAGGGAACUGUUUAUGAUGCCACUGGAAUUUUCCCAUGUGCUUUUGUGAAGGUCAUUAAAGACUUACCAGAAGAAGAAAAUACUAUGAAUCGUCUGCGCUGUUAUUACCAUGACAGCAUUGUUAGCAUCAUCAGGAACAUAGCAGUGGAAGAGGAUCUGAGCAGCAUCCCACCGUUCCAAGACCUCAUGGAAUUAAUGAGGCGGGAAUUUGAUCACGAAGAUAUUGUUCUGAAUUACCAGGACUUUGACGGUGACAUGAUUCGGCUGCUUUCUGACCAGGAUGUUGAACUCAUGGUGUAUCAGAACAGAAACAGGCCCUCUGAGAAGCAUGUGUUCCCCUGGAAGUUACACAUCACCAACAAGGAUGACUUCAGUGUCUACAACACCAGUCCUGGAAGUGGUGCUGUUCAGGAACCAGGAAUUAAUAUGCCAUGAUUGCCAGGGAGUGGUACCUCACAGAUGGCUGUACCCCUUCCCUUUAUCUAGUCUGUAGAACUUCAUAUUCUCCUCUCUAAAACCAUAUAAAAUAAAAAUGCUCCCCCAGCAGCUCUGUCUGAGGUGAGAUGCUGGUGAUUCAGAAACAACAUACGUGGAGAGAGAACUUUUGUAUUGUAGAGCAGCUGCCUCUUCCCCUCUCUCUACAUGCAUCAUCUCAGAUUGUUGGACUUGUAUAUACCUACACUAAAUGCAGAGGAAAUUUGGGGUAAGCAGUUAGGUAGCCUUCAGGCAUCCAUCUUACUUGGAAAGAAAGUGGAUUAAGGUGUUUCCUGUAUGGAAUGAAAAAAAAGUAAUGCAUAAUAAUAGAGUGCCUUUCAGCAGAGGAUUUGUAUUUAACUAGCUCAUUUGGUCUCCCAGCAUUCCUAUUUAGCUGUAUUUAAAGAUGGGGAAACUGAGGCUCAGAACAGUGAAAUUGCUUGCUGAUGAUCAUGAAACAAGCUGGUAUCAGAGCUACAAAUAGAACUUAGUGGUCCUAACUCCCAGGUUCCUGCUCUAAUGAUCUGAGCUUUGCUUCCUAGACAGUUAUUUCCCCCUCAAAUGCUUUCUGUUCAUCUUUAACAUGAUAGGAUGAAUGUCUUGUUGCUGGUUUUUCUAGAUGGAGCUGUUAUUUCUGUGGGCAGGAGUUACAUUGGGAAACCAGUUUCUUUGGAAGCACUGAAGAAACAUAUUGCUGCUUCAUGGUUUGCUUUUCGAUUCCCUUGAAUAAAAUAAAAUAAAAAAUUCAAGGUU